AUGGCUGCUCAGGCUAGUGAGAACCUGCAGAAGCUUGACCUGAACGGUCAGAGCGGCGACGUCAAGGCCGACGCUCCCGCCGCUGGUCAGGCCGAAGCCGGAGAGGCAGACGAUGAUUCCGAUGACGACGCUGAUGAUGGAGUCCCUGCGGCCGAAGGUGCUGCCAACGGAGCUGCCAAGAAAAAGAAGAAGCGCAAGAGCAAGAAGAAGAAGAAGGGUGGUGCCAAGGUCCAGAGCUCGCCUCCGAGGGUCCCCGUCGCGAACCUAUUCCCCAACAACCAAUUCCCCGAGGGCGAGAUUGUCGAGUACAAGAAUGAGAAUUCUUACCGGACCACCAACGAGGAGAAGCGCUACCUCGACCGCAUGAACAAUGAUUUCCUGCAGGAGUACCGCCAGGGAGCCGAGGUCCACCGUCAGGUCCGCCAGUAUGCGCAGAAGAACAUCAAGCCCGGCCAGACCUUGACGGAGAUUGCGGAGGGCAUCGAGGAUUCCGUGCGUGCUUUGACGGGCCACUCGGGUCUUGAAGAAGGCGACAACAUCAAGGGCGGUAUGGGAUUCCCUUGCGGUCUGAGCAUUAACCACUGUGCUGCUCAUUACACCCCCAACGCGGGCAACAAGAUGGUGUUGCAGCAGGGUGAUGUGAUGAAGGUUGACUUCGGCGCGCACCUGAACGGCCGGAUCGUCGACAGUGCAUUUACUAUGGCCUUUGACCCGGUGUAUGACCCGCUUUUGGAAGCCGUGAAGGAUGCCACCAACACUGGUAUUCGCGAGGCGGGUAUCGACGUCCGCAUGAGCGACAUUGGUGCCGCCAUCCAGGAAACCAUGGAGAGCUACGAGGUGCAACUCAAUGGCACCAUGCAUCCUGUGAAAUGUAUCAGGAACCUCAACGGUCAUAACAUUGACCAGCACGUCAUUCACGGGGGCAAGAGCGUCCCCAUUGUGAAGGGCGGAGACCAGACCAAGAUGGAGGAAGGCGAGGUGUUUGCCAUCGAAACCUUCGGUAGUACCGGAAAGGGUUACGUGAGAGAAGACAUGGAAACCUCUCACUACGCUUUGGAUGCCAACGCCGCUCCCGUGCCCUUGCGUCUGUCCUCGGCGAAGAAUCUGUUGAACGUGAUCAACAAGAACUUCGGCACUCUGCCAUUCUGCCGCCGGUAUCUUGACCGAUUGGGACAGGACAAGUACCUGCUUGGGUUGAACAACCUGGUGUCAUCUGGAAUUGUCCAGGACUACCCGCCGCUGUGCGAUGUCAAGGGCUCGUACACGGCCCAAUAUGAACAUUCUCUCCAUCCUCCUAACCUCUCCGCGCCCUCCUUAUCCUCCCAUUCCACCAUGCCGUCCGUCGUCGCUACGGCUCCCACACCGCAACUCCGCGUGUCCGCCGCAAAGGGCUCCGCCGCCGAUGGGAAGCCCUCUCCCCGAGUCCCUCCCCCCGAGAAGUCCGUUGUCGAGGAUCAGUUCUUCUGGACGUACACGGAAGAACCGCAUCGGUCCAGACGGCAGGCAAUCAUCAAAGCCCAUCCCGAGGUAACCAAGCUCUGCGGACCCGAACCGCUGACCAAAUAUGUGGUACUGGGUGUCGUCUCACUGCAGAUUUGCUGCGCAUAUCUGCUCCGUGACACGUCCAUGUUGUCCUGGAAAUUCCUUGCUACGGCGUAUAUAAUUGGUGCGACGGCGAACCAGAACCUGUUCCUGGCUAUCCACGAGAUUUCUCACAACCUGGCCUUCCGGUCUCCCAUGGCCAAUCGUCUGUUGGCCAUUUUCGCCAAUCUUCCAAUUGGACUUCCCUAUAGCGCUGCGUUCCGGCCUUACCAUCUCACCCACCACAAGUCCCUCGGCGUCACCGGUCUCGAUACCGAUCUCCCGACGGCCGUGGAGGCAUUCCUCCUCGAUUCCCUCCUCGGCAAGGCUUUCUUCUGCACCUUCCAGAUCCUCUUCUACGCCGUCCGUCCCAUGUUCGUUUACAGCCCUCCCUUCACGAUCAUCCACCUCGUGAACCUAGUCGUGCAGCUAUCGUUCGACUACGCCCUCACCAGGAUCUCUGGCGGCUCGAUUCAGCCGCUCUUGUACCUGAUUGCCAGUUCGUUCCUCGCCGGCUCGCUGCACCCCUGCGCCGGGCACUUCAUCGCCGAGCACUACUUCUUCUCCAACGUGCAGCACGGCACCGAGUCCAUCGAAUACCAGAAGCAGAACAAGAAGCAAGAGCCCCACCCGCUCGACUCGCUGCCGCCCCCAGAAACCUACUCCUACUACGGCCCCCUGAACAUCUUCACCUACAACGUGGGCUUGCACAACGAGCACCACGAUUUCCCCGCCAUCCCGUGGACGAAGCUGCACGCGCUGCACCGCAUCGCCUCCGAGUUCUACGAGCCGCUGCCCUGCCACCGCAGCUGGGUGUGGGUGAUCUGGACCUUCAUCCUGGACAAGAACGUCGGCAUGUGGUGUCGCGUGAAGCGGGCCCAGGGGGGCCGCGUUGUCGGUGGAGGCGGUAGUAAAAACGGACGAGGUGGCGAGGGCAUCUCUGCCGCGUCGGCUGGUCCGGACGAGUCAGGCGAUGGGUGGAAGGAGAGCGAGCUUCAGAACUGA
Aspergillus steynii IBT 23096 is the source of this 2586-nucleotide messenger RNA. RefSeq names its product methionine aminopeptidase. Gene Ontology annotation, biological process: sphingolipid biosynthetic process; proteolysis. Gene Ontology annotation, cellular component: membrane. The transcript is spliced from 9 exons. Lineage: Eukaryota; Fungi; Ascomycota; Eurotiomycetes; Eurotiales; Aspergillaceae. The record is from RefSeq and is a predicted model, not a curated record. Bases 1 to 2586 code for a protein of 861 amino acids. Gene Ontology annotation, molecular function: sphingolipid delta-4 desaturase activity; metalloaminopeptidase activity.